AUGCUGAACUGUAUCGACAAUUCCGGUGCUGCGCUGGUAGAAUGUGUUCGAGUGCUCGGGAAGAAAAGGCCCGCUACUGUUGGCGAUAAAAUAGUAGUCGUCAUCCAGAAACAACGAUCCCUGGGCCACGAUCUUUCCGCCGCUGCUCAGGCCGCCGUGAAAGUUCGACGGGGAGAUAUCUCUCAUGCAGUAGUUGUUCGGACAAAGAAGGAAUAUCGAAGGGCUGAUGGGAGUUAUAUUCGAUUUGACGAUAACGCCUGCGUACUUAUCAACAAGAGUGGCGAUCCACUAGGGACCAGAUUGAGUGGUGUCGUUGGGCGCGAACUCAAGAGAAAGAAGUGGUCAAAGAUUUUAUCCCUUGCCCCGGCCUAUGUAUAA
This is a messenger RNA of Tuber melanosporum (Perigord truffle), 378 nucleotides long. Its product is annotated as mitochondrial 54S ribosomal protein YmL38/YmL34. The record is from RefSeq and is a predicted model, not a curated record. Gene Ontology annotation, cellular component: ribosome; mitochondrial large ribosomal subunit. Gene Ontology annotation, biological process: translation. The transcript has 3 exons. NCBI's taxonomy places the organism in Eukaryota, Fungi, Ascomycota, Pezizomycetes, Pezizales, Tuberaceae. The coding region runs from base 1 to 378 and encodes 125 amino acids. Gene Ontology annotation, molecular function: large ribosomal subunit rRNA binding; structural constituent of ribosome.